Molecule: messenger RNA, 2070 nt
Organism: Macrobrachium nipponense
Lineage: Eukaryota; Metazoa; Arthropoda; Malacostraca; Decapoda; Palaemonidae
Product: optic atrophy 3 protein homolog
Biological process (GO): regulation of lipid metabolic process
Cellular component (GO): mitochondrion
Source: RefSeq, a predicted model, not a curated record
ACAUAAGAGAAGAAAUCUGGUAUGAUAACACUGAAAAAACAAUGCUGAUCAGUAGGGCCAGACUAGGUAUACUAGGAUUAAAUGAUAGAAAUAGGAUAAAAGGAGAAGAUACAAAAUGUUUAUACUGUGAGGAACAAAAUGAAAAUUUAGAACAUUUCUUACUUUACUGUCCAGCAUACAAUGAAAUUAGAAAUAGAUAUAGCUUUAUGCAGCAACCAUAUCAAGAAAAUAAAGAGGAAUUAGUAGCAAAUAUAAUCUUAUUGGUAGUACUAAUGAGGGAGGAAGUGGAGAAUAGGAAAGAUUUUAUAAAAGAAAUGUGGUAUUUCAGAGAGAAGAAGCUCAAGCAAACACAAACAAAGGAGGAAUAAAAGAAGCAAGGGAGCCGUUUCAAAGGCAUAUCCCACCCACUACUACUACUACUACUACUGAAUGACUGCAAUCACCACCGUUACUUUGUAGGUUGCGCUCUCCCCUAGAUUACAGCAUAAAUAAUGCCUGUAGUGGGUUUUCCCAUUGCAAAAUUGGGUACUCUUGUCAUUAAACAAGUGUCCAAACCACUUGCAAGCUUCGCGAAGAGCCGUGCGAAGAAUAACCACUUCUUCAGGACUUACGUCUUGAUGCCACCGGCGCAGUUUUAUCACUGGUGUGAAGUUCGAAUGAAAAUGUAUGUGAUGAACAUUACACGGUCCAAGGAGAGUGCACCAAUUCCGAGACUCAAUGAAGAAGCUGCAAUUGAGCUGGGAGCUAACUUAUUAGGUGAGGGUGUCAUAUUUGGAAUUGCUGCUAUCCUUGCUUUUGAAGUGAGUAGACAAAAGGAAAAAGAUAGAAAGAAAGAAGAGAAAGAAGCAGAGUUUAUAAAUGGCCUUGAAAAUCGUAUAAAUGAGCUUACAUUCGCCAAUGAAGAACUUGAUACAAAAAUGAGAGAAUUAACAAGAGCUGUUUAUGCAACGCAGCAUCAGAUACAGGUGAAAGGGAAGCCUCCUGAAGAACAAUCACUGAAGUUUGAUUCCAGGAAAGGUGAAAACACAUCUCAUGAAAGUGUUAUAAUAAGAGCAGUGAUGGAUGCAAGAUCAAAAAUCAGAAGUUGAGAUAUCCUCUUGAAUGUGCUGUUAUACAGUAGUUAAUUGCAAACCUUAGUUUCCAUGGUUAAGGUAUGCUAUAAUUGGGUCGCAAGAAUUGUGAAUUUGAUUUUGUAUGUAUUGAAAAAAUUGUGAUAAUUACCUGUAAUUAUUAUAUUUUACACUGCCAUUUCUCUUCAAAAUGAGCAGUUGUAGCUGUACAGGCAUUACAUAAUUUCAGCUUACACACUGUCUUUAACUUUGUCUAGUCAUAUUGAACUAAGUGUUUUUCAGUUUAAUCUUAGACCUUUAAUGGAAACCCAUGCAAAAGUUGGUGUUUAGAAAUUUUAUCAUUUGGAUGGAUCCAGUGAUUCCAAGACUUUCAAAACUAGCAAGGUAUUCCUGUACUACUAUGAGAUUCAGGGCCUCUGUAACACGGUUUUUCGCAAUAACUUUUUAUCUAUGCAUUUCAUAAAUAUAACGCUUAUUCAGAAUACAUAUUACAUCUACACAAAUUUUGACUGUAUUCUGCAUUACGUAGGUUGAAUAAAUUUGGUACUUAUAAUGUAAAAGUGACUUUUUUUGAAGACGGGCCAACUUACUCAGAGAAAAGGUUUCGAACGCACUCAUUACGUAACUUGUGACAGCAUUUCUUUCCUCUUUCUUGAUGGAUGAUUGGCUAUACGUAACGAAAGCUAAACCUCUGGCAACAAUGACAUACAAAUUUAAAUACAAGCAAAGCAGUACACCUUUAUGAACUCUAGAACCUCUCCACUGAUAAUUAUCAUAAUAAAAACAAAAACACUUCGAUUAUUAGUCUAACUUCCAAAAUAGGUUUCCUAAGAAAUUACAGUCUACUUUAUAGGUCACAAUCAGAUUGACAAGAUGUAGGGAAUAGUUGGUAAUUUUCAAAAACAUAGUAGACAAGCUUGAUUUGAUAACUGGUAUAUCCAGUGUCAAGCAAUUUUUAUUUAUUGGCUAUCUACCUAUUUACUGAAAAAAAAAAAAGAAA